This is a messenger RNA of Nematocida parisii ERTm1, 774 nucleotides long. RefSeq lists its product as uncharacterized. Bases 1 to 774 code for a protein of 257 amino acids. NCBI's taxonomy places the organism in Eukaryota, Fungi, Microsporidia. The transcript has a single exon. The record is from RefSeq and is a predicted model, not a curated record.
AUGAAAAGGUUAAAGAAGAGUGAAAUUAUACUUGGACUAAUAUGCAUAGCUUUAGAAAUAGUACUGUGUGGUGAGUUUAAAAAAGAAUGCAUACAGUCUAUACAUAAUAAAAUAGAUCAGAAGAUGCAGAACCAUAUUAUACCGCACAAUAUGAACUCAUCAUUUAAGAGUAAGAACAGUAAACAACUAGAUAAUAGAAAAUUAAAGAAACUUUUAUUUACUAUGUGUAAAUGGUCUAAAAACACACAUUUGGCAUAUAAAAGAAAAACAAGUGCACUGGCGGACAGUAAUAACCAGACUGCGGAUAUAGGCACAAAAUAUACACAUAAAGAAAACGUUACAAAUGCUGUGAAUGAUACCUUAGAGAUAAAUAGUGGGUUUGACUUAUCAUCAGAUUUAGAGUCAUUGUCAAAGAAAAUUAAUCAUAUUAAUCCCGUCAAAAUAAAGCUUAGCACUGGCUUUAGUAAAAAUACAAGAUUGUCUGCUUAUAAAAAUGAAAACAAGUUUAUUCUAAGAAACUACAUUAAUUAUAUAAGUAAUAUAAGUAAUUUUAAAUUGAUAUGUUAUAAUCAGAUAUUUACUACUUCAUGGGCAAUUAGAAAAUCUCAAAAAAUAAUUAGUAAUUGGAAGGAAGAUAGAAAUACUGAUAUUUGGAGUCUAAUUAAAGAUAUAAAAUUGAGUUAUUUUGUGAAAAGGCGAAUAUUCAGAACCAUAUUUAAAAAAAAAAUUAAAAUUACUGGAUGCCAAAUCCACUAUACUAUAAUGGAUUUAUAA